AUGGACCGCAGAAGCAGCAUCGCCGACCGUGCCACCAUGGACAACCCCCACGCAGUAUCCUGCUCGGUGCAGCGGCUGCUUAUGCUUACUGUCUGCGAACAAACCCGAAAGGAGCCCGGAGACAUGCAAAGCCAGGCUUCCCGCUGCAAGUCAGACAGAAGGCACGGGCAAUUCUCGUUAGGCAAGCUCCUGGCAGUCUGCACACGAAACUCUCCUCAUCUGUUGUUGGGCGGCCCGGGCGGGGAGUCACGCUGCUCCCCAGAUGGUAGGCAGCUGCGAGCACCAACGGCAAACAGCAAAUUGCAAGAUGUGGACAGUCGCGAGACGAUGUCGGGAGACCGCCUUGAACCAACACUACUACUGCAUACUAUCAUUACUAUCACCGGUUUCGCCUCUAUCCCUUUUACUGUGCAACAAGUGACACUGGGCCCACGUUGGCACGGCCACUGUUUCGGCUCGCUACUCUUACAGCUACAAGGAUGA
Messenger RNA from Symbiodinium sp. CCMP2592, 483 nucleotides. The record is from the annotation of a GenBank genome assembly. Lineage: Eukaryota; Dinophyceae; Suessiales; Symbiodiniaceae.